GUAAUGGCCUUUUAUCGCUUCCUGCUCAUGGCUCUGCCGAUGAUGGUCUCUGCUGCUGUCAGCAUUGACUGUUCAAGAGAGAACUCAUGCUUCGGGGAGCCGUACGGUUGCAGUCCAAACGCCGGAUGCAACUCGCUGUUUCAAUUUGACACUGACCACAAUCUGCACCUCUACAUUCGCAAUUUUACCGAUAUGAAUGGUUAUGCAGCAUUUGCAGUUAAUAGACGUCCAGACGAGAUCAUUGAAUACUUGGUCUGCCUUCCACAUCAGGGACAACGCCUACGUGCGCACGCUGAGCUCGGAGGGACUGUCCUUGUUACCGAACAGAACCUCACCGGAGUAGUUGAAUCCCUUGGCAAUAAUGACUUUCGAUGUACUUUCGCGACUUCUGAGCUUCCAAGUAACUUCGAGCAGGAGCAAUUGUUAUUCAUCUCAAAAGGAACUUUUGUUGAUUCGCUCAUCAUCCACGACGGCAUUCAACUGUUUAAUUUGAAUGAUGAUGAGUAUUCUGUUGAUGGUCCCGAAGAAGUUUUCGCUACUCCUUCCAUUCACUACAUAGGAUCUCCAAUCAGAAGGAAUGCCAUGGAAGAUGUGCUGGCUUCGAACGAUCUGAAAGCUCUUUCAGACGCCAUCAAUAAUCUUCCAGGAAGCUACAAUAGCAAAUCUGACAGAAAUUCUAAGAAGUUGGCAGAGUCUGACACGGAGGUUGGCGAUGAUCCUGUGUACCGUCGGAAGAAAGAUGACAACGAGGAUAGUGCUGAAGAAAAGAAGUCUUACCGCCGUGGAACGCCAAAGGGUCGCCAAGAAGAACCGGAAAAUGACUACGAAGACGAGGAACGUGAGGAGAAGGAGUCCCGACAAAAAAGUCGUCGAAGCAACAACUCUAGAUCUCACUCAACUCGUGAACACUUUCAAGAAGAUGAAUCAGACAAUGAGAAUGAGGAUAAUGAAGAGGAUGAAAGUAAGCCUCGUAUGACCAAUCGUCGUAGUCGCAAUGAGGAUGAAGAUGACUUUUUCGACGAUGAAGAUGACUCCAAGCCACAAAGGAACCCAAAGGCUAGACGCGGAAACGAAAAGAAUUUCGAUAACGCUGAUUCAUAUGAUGAAGUGGAAAACGAUGACGAUUACGAUAAUUUGGAUAAUUCUGGAAAUGGAGUGGAUGAACGGAAGCGAAUUGUUCGUCAUAUGAUAGCUAUUUUCUUCCCUUUUGUCCUUAUGUUCUGAAACUCUCCUGGAUUUUUCUAGAUUCUUUUCCAGUUACAUUUCACAUAGAAUCUCUAACUACCGGUGCAUUUGCCAAUCUUCUUACUGAAAUUCUGUGCCUUGUUUUGUCAUUAAAAUUUUACACCGAAUAAAUUAUUUGUCUUUGU
Molecule: messenger RNA, 1370 nt
Organism: Caenorhabditis elegans
Lineage: Eukaryota; Metazoa; Nematoda; Chromadorea; Rhabditida; Rhabditidae
Gene: R04D3.2
Exons: 3
Coding region: 4-1224 (406 amino acids)
Source: RefSeq, marked reviewed